This is a messenger RNA of Oncorhynchus gorbuscha (pink salmon), 433 nucleotides long. RefSeq names its product multiple epidermal growth factor-like domains protein 11. The transcript is spliced from 4 exons. NCBI's taxonomy places the organism in Eukaryota, Metazoa, Chordata, Actinopteri, Salmoniformes, Salmonidae. Bases 21 to 353 code for a protein of 110 amino acids. Gene Ontology annotation, molecular function: protein binding. The record is from RefSeq and is a predicted model, not a curated record.
UCUCUCUCUAGGGCUGGAGGAUGGGGCCAGGUAGGGCUGUCUCUGUGGUCCUGCUAGGGUUCACCCUCCUGGGGUUGAUCUAUGGCGUGUUGCCCUUGAACCCGGAUGACCCUAACGUGUGUAGUCACUGGGAGAGUUACGCUGUGACGGUCCAGGAGUCCUAUGCCCACCCCUUUGACCAGGUCUACUACACAAGAUGCACCGACAUCCUCACCUGGUUCAAAUGUACCAGACACAGGAUCAGCUAUAAGACAGCGUACCGUAGGGGUGGAGGACUAUGUACAGAAGGCGUUCUCAGUGUUGCCCAGGCUUCUACGAGAACGGAGACCUGUGUGUCCCUCAGUGUUCAGUAGAAUGUGCCCAUGGCCGGUGUGUGUCUCCUGAUACGUGUCAGUGUGAACCGGGCUGGGGAGGAGUGGACUGCUCUAGUGGU